Anguilla anguilla (European eel) is the source of this 4266-nucleotide messenger RNA. It is a transcript of the gene gnav1, whose product is annotated as guanine nucleotide binding protein (G protein) alpha v1. The record is from RefSeq and is a predicted model, not a curated record. Bases 1279 to 2364 code for a protein of 361 amino acids. Gene Ontology annotation, cellular component: heterotrimeric G-protein complex. The transcript is spliced from 9 exons. NCBI's taxonomy places the organism in Eukaryota, Metazoa, Chordata, Actinopteri, Anguilliformes, Anguillidae. Gene Ontology annotation, biological process: Rho protein signal transduction; adenylate cyclase-modulating G protein-coupled receptor signaling pathway. Gene Ontology annotation, molecular function: guanyl nucleotide binding; GTPase activity; G-protein beta/gamma-subunit complex binding.
GGAACGAGCGCGCGCGGUCUGAUCCCAUUCCAUUGAAAAUGUGUCAUACAGAGAGUGGGUAAAAGUCAGUUCAUUACGUGUGGCACCAUGGGCUCGGGUGUCUAUUAACCUGUGCUCUUCAGGAAGUUCGCUGUGGUUCAUUGGAAGUUGUAAACUUUGCUUAAGCCGUCAGAAACCAAAGGACUGCAAAUAAACGGAGAAAAGUAUUCGGCAAUUAGGAGAGGGCCCGCUAGGGGUGGGUGCAGGGUCCAGGCUAAAGGCUACCUUUGAACUAAACGGGAAUUGACUGAGGGUAUCGCGGGGGUGCUGAAUUAGGCCUAUUCAUGUUCAUUUUUUUCUGUUCUGAGCAGGAGAACACAUUCUAAUACAUUUGCCUGGACGAAGGAAAAGAAAAAAAAACGUUUUUCAAUCUUUUACUAUUUAACAUCAUUGUUUCACAACAUUAAUUAAAAAUCUAUGAAAACAACAGAAGCAUUUUGCAAUGCACAGAUGUUUCGGAAAACUCAGUUCGAGGUAAAUCAGGUUCACAUGACGCAUACCUCCCCUCAGUGUGGAGCAGCAGGAAUUACGCGAACGAUGUUAAUGAUUAUGUCACGAAACAUCGUGCGACUGCUUAUUAUUAUUUUUGAAAGUGAUUACUUUAAUGCAGAAUAUAAUUAGAACGUCUGACGAUGCAAAGAGCAAUAACUAUACGUUCAGGUGUCCGUUUCCCCAAAACUGACGUCACUUCCCUUAGAAACCCGAAGCAUAGUAGUAAAAUAGUCGGAGCUCAACUUAAAUUGGGAAGUUUUCACGGGCGGCGUCCAGUAAUAUUUACGUUCCCCGAGUAAAUGUUGAAUUUUAUAUACAAGAAAGAUUAGACAAGCCGCGGAAGAAAAUAAAUAAGUCCAUUACAAAACACUGAGCUUUCUUUCCGAAGAUAAAGUGGAUAGUUAUUUUUGCGCUUUAGUUAAGGAUCAACCAAGGCUCUGCGCUCGACACGGCGGGCAGAUCAGACUCAGGUAAAACCGUGUGAUACGCAAGUGCGAAGUUUUCGAACUAGAGUUUAGAGAGUUGACUUCCCCCUUCCCCCAAAUCCUGUAAAGUUUCGUGUCUAGCCUGAUGCCAGUGAGCAAGCGCGAUACCAACGCGAUCCUCGAACAUUGCCUAUUUCAAAGGGUGAACAAAACUAAAUCGCGAUGUUUGAUCAGUAUACGGUACUCCGCUAACCCUGAUUACUGCGGGGACUUUACAUUUUGUGUUUGUUGCUGGGUGGUGUGGAAGAAAUGACUGAGCGAGAUGGGACUCUGCUUGGGAUCUGAAAUGACAGAAGAGGGGAAGAGGGCGAAGAUCCACAGCGCUAAGAUAGACCGCGAGCUGUACGAGCACGCCAAGCGCGAACUCAAUGUGGUCAAGAUUCUGAUGCUAGGGGCAGCUGAGAGCGGGAAGAGCACGCUGGUCAAACAGAUGAAGAUCAUCCACAGCCACGGCUUCACCAACCAGGAGCUCACCAGCUUCAAGCCUGCAGUGCUGGAUAACCUGCUGACCUCCAUGAAGUUUGUCCUGCACGGGAUGGGCGUUCUGCGCAUAAACCUGGCCAAUGCCAAAAACAAAGUCCACGCCCACUCGGUGCUGUCCUGCGGCCGCUGCUUCGAUGAGGAUCAGGUGCUCUUCCCCUUCAUAGGCCACGCCCUCUGCUGCCUGUGGGCCGACCAGGGCGUGCAGUCCGCCACCACGCGCGGGUACGAGUACGAGCUCAACGACUCUGCCCUGUAUUUUUUUGAGAACAUGAGUCGGAUCAUCUCGCCCGAGUACAUACCCACCGAGACAGACGUGCUGAGGGUGCGACUCCGGACGACCGGGGUCAUCGAGACGCAGUUUAAAGUCAACCACCUGGUCUUCAGGAUGUAUGACGUGGGCGGGCAGCGGACAGAGCGCAGGAAGUGGAUCAGCUGCUUUGAGGAUGUGCGGGCCGUGCUGUUUGUCGUGUCGCUCAGUGGCUAUGACAUGACUCUGGUGGAGGACCCGUCUAUGAACCGUCUGCAGGAAAGCUUAAAACUCUUCGCCUCUAUCUGCAAUAACGUUUUCUUCAGAAGUACCUCGAUGAUCUUAUUCAUGAAUAAGAUUGAUCUGUUCCAGGAGAAGAUCUUGCAUUCUGGACGGCAUUUGCGCCUGUACCUCCCCCAGUUCAGAGGUGCGGACUGUGACGUGGACGCCGCCGCCCGCUACAUCGCGGGAAUGUUUGUGGCGCGCAACAACAUGCCCAGCAAGCUGGUCUACCACCACUUCACCACGGCCACCGACACCUCCAACGUGCAGGUCGUCUUCCAGGUUGUUAUGGACACCAUCAUCAAGGAAAACCUGGAGGCAGUGUCUCUCCUCUGAGCUUGGUGCCACGGCGACCAAGUGCCAUGGCGACUGAGUGGUACGGUGACUGAGUGCCGUGGUGACGGUUCAUUCCCAGGAUCACUAAGGGCACCUGGAGAACACUUAUGUGUGUUUUUCUUGUUUAUCUGUGUGUGUCUGCGUACGUGUGUGUGUGUGUGUGUGUGUGUGUGUGUGUGUGUGUGUUUGCUCAUUAUUUUUUGAAUUCAGCAUUAUUUAAAAUUUUUAAAUUUUUAAAAAUAUUUUCCGUCUUUUUUUUUUGGAUGAUCUUUAGCUCUUUGUGAUAAAAAUGUAUGUAUUUAUUAUGUAGUACAUAGCCGUAAUUGAAGCAUAACUUUUUUUCUGUUGUUUUUUUUAAUCAGGUGAAAGCAUUUCAUUUAUGUCCUUUUGUUCUGUUAAAGAUCACCGAUCCUUGUAGACAGAGUUUCUUCUGGGGGGGGGGGGGGGGGGUGUCAAGGCCCCUCCCCCUCCCCCUCCCACUGACACGUUUUCCUGGUUACUGGGCAGAGUUGCCAACUGAUGUGUUGCCAAGGCAAUGGCCUGGCCCCCCGUUGCUGAGAUUUGGGGGGGGGGGGCACUUCUUAACAAGCCUUCACAGGACAGUGUUUUCAUUAGAGGAAUAGUGUGUGAUGAAGCUCCCAUUUGGGUUCCUCUGACACCCCCCCCCCACCUCCCUCACCGCCCCCGGCGCCUCCCGUGUACCCCGUCCCAAUUUAUUAUGCAUCAUUAAUGCCCCCACCAUCCUCCCCCAGCCACCUUUCCUGAAAGGCAUGUCGCCAUAGCCACUGGUGCGAGCAUCGGCACACUUCUAUACCACUUCCCGAAAUGCGUUCUUUAUAACGUCUCGCAUGGCUGCUUAUAAUGCCUGCAUAACCACCCGUGUGAGGUGUAAUAACGCCUGGUUAGCGUUCAGUGUUCAUUUGUGCCUGAAACGAGCAGCCGUGAAGGUUCGUACCGGAUUAAGAAAAGCUGGGACUGCGGGAGUCGGAAGGCGGAACGCUCCUGUCCUUUGCCGUGGGCCGUCGGGGUUUUUACGACCAGUAGAAUAAAGAAGAAUGCGGCCUUAGAUGUUUUAUGAGCGGCUGUUGAAUGCUGCAAUUGUAUAUUUUAAGCAGCUGCAAGGCUUGUUUCGGUCCAUUGCUGAGGCUAUUUGUUGCACUUGUAGUUGGAAUGGGUGUCCAUGGCUCUUUCUGAUGUUUCUUACGGCUCUCGUAUGAAGUGAGUCAGUGGACUACUGGGAAGUAGGGUUAUCCACUGCUUCAGUUCUUACGAACCAGCACCUCACCCUUCCAGAAAAGAGGAGCAUCUCAUCCGCUCCAUCUUGGAUCCCUUCCUGUUUGGAUAUUGUCCUUUUGUUCUGAGACACCGUGGUCAUCUGAAAUUUCACCCACUUGCGAGUUUCAUUUAUUAACACACUUAUGUUCAGUCGAAUUCACGAUUUGUGCCGUCUUGUAGACCGCCGCUCCUUGCGCACUCCGCACGUCUCAUUACCACGCGCGGGCGCGUGCUCGGUUUCUCUGAGGAACUGAAAGCUCCGUUUGAUUAGAUGCAUGCCCGGUCUUGGUACCUGGUUUCGCUGUUAAAGGGCUAUAACGCUUUGUGUGAAUCGGAGGUCGGGAUGUGUCCUUUUUCAGUCUGAGAGUGUGAAAGUUCUUAAAAAGUGCCUUUUUGUACCAUCGUCACAGUAUGAUGGUCUAUUUUACUUUGUCGCAUAUGUAUUUUAAAAUAUAUAAGUACUGAAAUUGAAACGUGCUUCUCAUUUCGAAUGAGGUUUUGUAAAUCAAGUUACUGUGAAUGGAAAAGCCCUCUGUGCGCACGUUUGAUUUAUGUGAAGUCAAUUUUGUUUUGGCCAGGUGUAAUUGUGCACUAAUAUUAAAGUAUUAUUUUAAUUGUUUAAUAUUA